AUGUUCUACCUAUUCGUGGCCCUGGUUGGCCUAUUUUCCUUCACCUUCGCUUCCCCGAUUCUAAUCGACUACACUACUGGCAUCAUGGAUACUCUUUCCAAUGAACAAAAUACAGGAAACAAGUUGAUGGGCAUCGUCAGCAACCGCCAAAACGCCAGUGAAUAUGACGAUGAUAUGAAACGUGCCAGAGAUGCAGGUAUCGACGCAUUUGCAUUGAACAUUGGCACGGACCAGUACAACGACGUCCAGCUAGACUAUGCCUAUGAAUCUGCUGCCAACAAUGGUAUGAAAGUGUUCAUCUCUUUCGACUUCAACUGGUGGCAGAUCAGUCAGGGCAGUGAAGUCGGCGCCAAGAUUGCGCAGUAUGCUGGUCAUCCGGCGCAACUUAUGGUCGACGGGAAGGUCUUUGUGUCGUCAUUUUCCGGCGACGGUGUCGAUGUCGGUGCGAUUAGAUCCGCUGCUGGCCGGGAGAUCUUCUUCGCGCCAAACUUCCAGCCCGGUAAGGGCGAUUUCGAAAAUAUUGAUGGUGCUCUCAACUGGAUGGGUUGGGAUAGUAACGGAAAUAACAAGGCCCCCAGUGGAGGGCAGGAGAUCUGUGUUGCAGAUGGUGAUAAGGUCUAUGAGGAUGCUCUUCAGGGGAAAGCAUACAUUGCACCUAUCUCGCCUUGGUUCUCGACACAUUUUGGCAGCGAGGUCUCUUACCCCAAGAACUGGGUGUUCCCUUCUGACCUCCUCUGGUAUGAGCGGUGGGAAGAGAUCCUACGUCUUAGCCCUCGUUUUGUGGAGAUCAUCACCUGGAAUGACUAUGGUGAGUCGCACUAUAUCGGCCCUCUAUCAUCACCACACACAGACGACGGUGCCUCGAAGUGGGUGAUGGACAUGCCCCACAACGGCUGGCUCGACAUGGCCAAGCCAUACAUUGCCGCCUUCAAAGCAGAGUCAAGACUGCCCAUCAGAUUCAUAGAGGAAGAAAAACUAGUUUACUGGUACCGACCAACCCUAAAGAGCGUCGACUGCGAUGCAACCGACACAACAAUGCAAGGUAGUCCCAACAACGCCAGCGGCAACUUCUUCCGCGGCCGGCCGGACGGGUUCGACACGAUGAAAGAUGAGGUGUUUAUCGUCACAAUGCUGAAAUUGCCUGCGACUGUGCGGGUGAAGUCUGGCGAUAAGACUGAGACCUUCAUCGCACCUCCGGGGGUCUGGUCACACUCGGUGCCGAUGGGUGUGGGCGCGCAGAGUUUCAAAGUCUCUCGCGCCUUCCGCACGGUUCAGGCUUUGUCGGGUACGAGCUUGAGGGAUGUUGUUGAGACGUGUGCCUGUCCCAUUUACAACUUCAAUGCUUAUGUCGGCACUCUGCCGGCAGAGUCGUGCAUUGACCGGCUACAACCGGAUGGGUUGACUAUGCUGGCGCAGGGGUUGCAGGUGACACCCCCGAUUAACACUCUGGGAUUGUAA
Messenger RNA from Penicillium griseofulvum, 1458 nucleotides. Its product is annotated as glycoside hydrolase family 71 protein. Gene Ontology annotation, biological process: mating projection tip cell wall disassembly. Lineage: Eukaryota; Fungi; Ascomycota; Eurotiomycetes; Eurotiales; Aspergillaceae. The record is from RefSeq and is a predicted model, not a curated record. The transcript is spliced from 4 exons. The coding region runs from base 1 to 1458 and encodes 485 amino acids. Gene Ontology annotation, molecular function: glucan endo-1,3-alpha-glucosidase activity.